Mytilus trossulus (common blue mussel) is the source of this 1595-nucleotide messenger RNA. RefSeq lists its product as uncharacterized. Gene Ontology annotation, biological process: DNA integration. The transcript is spliced from 2 exons. The record is from RefSeq and is a predicted model, not a curated record. Bases 235 to 1218 code for a protein of 327 amino acids. NCBI's taxonomy places the organism in Eukaryota, Metazoa, Mollusca, Bivalvia, Mytilida, Mytilidae. Gene Ontology annotation, molecular function: nucleic acid binding.
UCGGACUUGAACCUCCAUGAAAAGAAACCAUUGAUCGUCCCUGGACGCAAUCAUGUAGCAACAUUAUUAGUUCGACACUACCACAACAAGAUAAAACAUCAAGGUCGCCAUUUCACAGAUGGAGCGAUUCGAUCCGCAGGAUUUUGGAUCGUAGGAGCAAAACGCUUAAUCUCAUCUAUUAUUCACAAAUGUGUGACAUGCCGCAAACUCAGAGGAAAAACUGAGUAUCAAAUCAUGUCUGAUUUGCCAGAGGACCGUCUUGAACCUUCACCUCCGUUUACUAACGUUGGAAUAGACACCUUUGGACCCUGGACAAUUAUUUCACGUAAAACACGUGGUGGAUACGCCAACUCAAAACGUUGGGCAAUUUUAUUCACAUGCUUAGUGACAAGAGCUAUUCACAUCGAAUUAAUCGAGGAAAUGAGUUCUUCGGCCUUCAUAAACGCUGUCAGGAGAUUCGCCGCUAUAAGAGGCCAAGUAAAGAUUUUCCGAUCUGACCGUGGAAUAAACUUUAUUGGCGCAAUCGACGAUUUAAAGAUUGACUCAAUCAACGUUGAAGAUGGACCCUUCAAGAACUUUCUGUACAAUUCUGGUACAACUUGGAUCUUCAAUGCGCCGCAUUCGUCCCACAUGGGUGGAGCCUGGGAAAGAAUGAUUGGUAUCACCAGAAGAAUUCUUGAUUCUAUGCUUCUAAACGCAGCCGGAAGAAGCCUUACACAUGACGUGCUGAACACACUAAUGGCAGAAGUUUCAGCAAUAGUGAACUCUAGACCUCUGGUACCGGUAUCAACAGAUCCAGAGAAUCCGUUAAUAUUAACUCCGGCUAUGUUAUUGACACAGAAAACCGACUACGUUUUCACUUCAGACCAUCUUGGGGAAUUCGACAAACGAGAUCUCUGUCUUGCCGAAUGGAGACGAGUACAGGCUCUGGCCAGUGUUUUCUGGUCCCGUUGGAGGAAGGAAUACCUGCCGUUACUACAACAACGACGAAAAUGGACCGAAGAUCGCCGUGAUCUCAUCGAAGGAGACGUCAUUCUUCUUAAGGACAAAAACAUUUGCCGUACCCAAUGGCCCGUUGGAAUUAUAGUGAACUCAUUUAAAAGUUCAGACGAACAUGUCCGAAAAGCAGAAGUGCGAGUUAUCGUUAAUGGAAAAGCCACAACCUACACACGCCCUAUCGUGGACAUGAUUCUUCUCAUAGAGAACUCUCCUGUGUAAAUAUAUGUAUAUAUCUCUGGAUUUAUAUAGUGACAUUCAUAUGUGUUAUAUCUUAUGGAAUAAUAGUGAUAUCAGGUAGAUUUCAGACGGGGAGUAUUCUGGAUCAUAUCCGCAAUUAUAUUCACUGUAUAGUCUAUCUGAUUGGAUUUUUAGACAUCCGCAUUUUCCGGAAAUAAUCUGGACUUCUCCGUAUUUUCACUAGUGCUUACUUUCUCUUCCUCACCGGUCUAUUGCAAAUGGAUGCCACGACAAAACUGCUCCUGCGGAUAUUGUGACAAAUCACCGUCAAUUUACCAAACAUUACACACUCUGUAAAACUCCUGUAUCAUUUCUGGUGGAAUUAUAAUCUACAAGCUUCACACGCAAGUUGUUAUUCU